Gilbertella persicaria is the source of this 2352-nucleotide messenger RNA. Its product is annotated as VTC domain-containing protein. NCBI's taxonomy places the organism in Eukaryota, Fungi, Mucoromycota, Mucoromycetes, Mucorales, Choanephoraceae. The coding region runs from base 65 to 2155 and encodes 696 amino acids. The transcript is spliced from 3 exons. Gene Ontology annotation, cellular component: fungal-type vacuole membrane; vacuolar transporter chaperone complex. The record is from RefSeq and is a predicted model, not a curated record.
CAUAAAGUACAAAAAUUUUUUAAAUCUUUUGUUUCUUCUUCUUUUAUUUCUUUCUAAAUAUUGAAUGAAGUUUGCUCAGGAAUUAGAACAAAGCGUAUUUCCGCCCUGGAGAUUAUCUUAUGUUGCCUAUGACAUUUUGAAACAAGAAUUAAAAUCAAGACAGCUCGAUCAUGGCUGGACAAAUAGAGACGAGAUAGAUUUCAUUGAUCUUUUGGAUAAUGAACUCAGUAAAGUAUACGACUUUGUCAAUGCCAAGCUAUCAGAAAUUGAUGCGCGUAUCCUUUAUUGUGAAAGAACUAUCCAAACACUUCAAAAGAAUCCAAUCAUGAAUUCAAAUGCAAACUACCGCAUCAUGGAUGAAGCAUUGACUGACAUCUUAUUUGAUGUCAAUGAUCUCUCGAAAUUCACGCGUAUCAACUAUACAGCGGUUCAAAAGAUCCUUAAAAAGCACGAUCGCUGGACAGGUCUGAACCUUAAACAAGACUAUGUGAUUAAAUUAAGAGAGAAACCAUUGGAUAAGCAGCGUUUUGAUGUGGCUAUUGUUUAUAUCUCUGCUCUUCAUGACAUCUGUCGUAACCGCGGAAAACAAUCGCCUGGCAACAGUGCAGCAGGAGGAGACCAAAACGCAUUUGAACGCGCCACAGCCAAGUACUGGAUUCAUCCCGAUAAUGUUACCGAGGUAAAAGCGAUGAUCAUGCUUCAUUUGCCCGUACUGGUUUUCAACAAGGACAAGAAAUACGAGGCAUCGGACUCAGCUGUUUCAAGCGUGUAUAUAGAUAACCCUAGCCUGGAUCUUUAUACUGGCCGACUUCAAAGAGAUGAAAUGGCUGAAGCUAUCCGUUUUCGUUGGUAUGGUCCUUGUUACUCAAAAAACGUAUUUGUUGAGCGAAAAACACAUCAUGCAGCUUGGUUAGAUGGCGCAUCUGUCAAGGACAGGUUCCAUAUCCAAGAAGACCAUGUCGACACAUUUGUGUCCGGCCAAUACACAGCCGAACAGAUUGUCAAGCAACUCCGAGAACAAGGUGUACAUGAAACCAUCAUUCGAGAUACGGAAUUUAUCAGUACGGGCGUUCAGACUUCGAUUCAAGAAAAGAAAUUAGAACCUAUGCUUCGUGUGUUUUAUCAUCGUACAGCCUUUCAAUUGCCAGAUUCGCAAAAACUAAGGAUUUCUUUGGACACGGAUUUAACAUUUAUUCGUGAAGAUCAUUUGGACGGCAAAAAGCGUCGAGAAAACAACCAUUGGAGACGCACAGAUGUAGGUAUCGAUAGUCCCUUUUCUUAUCUUCCUGAAGAAGACGUGUUACGCUUCCCUUAUGCUGUGCUGGAAACAAAGCUUCAGACACAUUUGGGUCAAGCAUCUCCAGCUUGGUUAACUUCAUUGGUUGAAAGUCAUUUGGUCCAUGAAGUGCCUCGGUUCUCAAAGUAUCUACAUGGGGCAAGUCAUUUCUAUCGUGAUCAUUUGGCUUUGCUUCCUUGGUGGUUAUCUGAAAUGAAAGUGGAUAUUCGCAAACCGCGUGCUGAAAAUAGCGGCUUGACUCGUUCACGAAGCUUUAAGCCUUUGAUUGAUGGUCAGUAUCGUCGAGCAAUGAUUGAAGAAAAAGAACGUAUCAACACAGAGGCUGUGAUAAAAGAAGGUGAGCUAACAGCAGACACAUUAACUGCCACAUCAAGUACAGAACAACUCAAAAGACAAUCUAUUUCGCUCGAUGAAAAGACAGCCGCUGCUUUAAAACCUAUCAACAAAGCAGAGGAAUGUACACUGAUCGACAUUGACACUAGUUCCAAAUCAAGUAUACCACAGCCUGUGACUCGAGAAAGUGUUCCUCAAGUGUAUUCUGUGUCCAACGAUAAUACCAGUCAUACUGAAAGUCCGUUGAUGCCAACGAACGAUAAAAAAAAACUAGGCGAGCCCGUGUUUGAUCUAGAAAAGGGUGUCAAAAAGCAAAAAGUGAAAGGAAAAGAUCCCAAAACGUUCUUUGCAAAUGAGCGUACAUUUCUCUCUUGGCUGCAGUUCUGUGCUCUAUUGUUGACAGUAGCAUUGAACUUGCUUAAUUUUGGUGAUAAUGUAUCUCGUAUUGUAGGUGGUGUAUUUAUUGGUUUAGCUGGCGGUGUAGCUAUCUAUGCCUUGUAUAGAUUUGAAAAGAGAUCAUGGUAAGUGAUGAUCAAUCAUCGCUCCCAGGGUCGAUAUGAUGAUAUUUGGGGUCCUGCUGUUCUUUGUACACUAUUAGUGGCUGCUAUUAUUAUCAACUUUUACUUGCGUUUUCACAACUAACAUUGUAACAAAUAUUCAUUCCAUAUUCCAUUGUAUAAUAACAUCAUCGCUUCUUCAAAUGAAUUAGUUCAGUGUUACCA